CCUUUCUUUCUGAACUAGAUCUAAACUGUCAUUCUGGCCAAAAUAACCUGUAUCGUUUUCUCAAUUUUCUUAUCUCCAAAACUUUUAUUUAUCGUACAAUCUAAUAACGUAAUAUUUUGGUUUUACUUAUCUCAUUAAAGUGCUACAUUUGCUAGCUUUAUCACGUUUAAAAGUAUCUCAUCCAGAAGACAAUAUCUAAGAUGGAAAUUCCAAUUCGUUCUUUGCGGAUAUUUAACCGGCUUUUUCGAAAACCUUUUGGUUUUUCAGCUUACAGAACUGUUUCUACUGCAACUGUUAAAGAGGAGGCCAGUGCAGAGCUCUUGAAUUCGUUCAACCAAGAUAUUAAAGCUGGUGGUGCAGUACCUGUAUUCAGAAGAGCCUUGCUGUUCCCUUCAAGGGUCGCUCUGCAGGAUGACUUUGGCACCUACACAUACGCUGCACUGUACCAAGCUGCAACUGCACUCAGUCAAGAUAUUGCUGCACAACUUGAGGGAGAAACUGAAUACACCAUUUCGUACAUGUGUACCAAUGAUGCAUCUCACAUUGUUGUACAGUGGGCUAUAUGGAUGACGGGGAAUAUAGCUGUCCCACUAACACCUCUCCACCCAGCUGAGAUGCUAAAAUACUACAUAACAGACAGCGGGUCCAAUUUAAUUAUUUGCUUGCAAGAUUUUGAGAAAAUUCUCCGUCCAGUCUCACAAGAACUCUCUAAACCCUUACUAGUUGUAUACAGGCCUAAGGAUGACAAAAGUGAACAGGGGAAAGAUCAGGGUAAAAUAGAUCAGGGGAAAGAUGUAGAGGGCAGAGAUCAGAGUAAAGUAGACCAGGUUAAAGAUCUGGGGAAAGAUGAACAAGGUAAAGUUGUUCAGGGAAGUGUACAGGAUGAUUCCAUAAGUGAUGUUGGCCCCUCAAAUAUGUGGUAUGGUGGCACAGAGGCUAUGCUGAUUUACACUAGUGGUACUACAAGCAAGCCUAAAGGCGUGGUAUGGACACACAAUAUGCUGGCUACACAGAUAUCGUCACUGCACACCGCGUGGCAGUACACCGCGCAGGACGUAGUGCUGCACACACUGCCCUUGCAUCAUAUACACGGACAGCUGAACUCCCUCAAUGCAUCGCUAGCUGCAGGAGCUAGAAUACGAAUGCUCCCCUCGUUCGCGUCCCACACAGUGUGGGCGCGCCUGCUAGGCACGGGCGAUCGGGAGGAGUCCCGCAUAUCAGUGUUCCACGGGGUCCCCGCAAUGUAUGCGCGCUUGGCUGCCGACUACGACAAAAUGUUCGCCGACAAAAAGACGCGCGACUACGUCCGCACGACGCUGUCGGCCAAGAUGCGGCUUAUGUGCGCCGGCUCUGCGGCCCUGCCUGAGACGCUGUUUAAGAAAUGGGAAGAGAUCUCAGGAAUGAGGUUGCUGGAGCGUUAUGGCAUGUCAGAAUGUGGCAUGGCGCUGAGUAACCCCUACCGCCCCCUGGAGGGCAGGACGCUCGGUCACGUGGGGCUGCCCCUGCCAGGGGUCGCCGCCAGGCUGGUCCCCGCCGACAAGGGGCUGCAACCGGUACUCACUGUGGAGUCGCCUGCGCCUGAUACGCAGAUAUCGCUCGACAAACUCGGUUUAACCUCAAAAAAGGGAUCCUAUGAGGGUAGUUGGACAACUGCCGUAACGGAACACGCGCUGAGCCAAGAUGGCGUCUUCGAAGGGGAACUGUACCUCAAAGGACCUGCUGUAUUUACUAGAUACUGGAACCGCGCCCCAACACUCGACUCACCAGACUUCACCGAAGACGAUUGGUUCCGUACGGGAGAUACCGCGUCAUUCGCCGACGGAAAAUUCAAAAUCCUCGGCCGAACCUCCAUAGAUAUCAUAAAGACUGGCGGGUAUAAAGUAAGUGCCUUACAAGUCGAAUCCGCCAUUUUAGAACACCCUAGCGUAGCCGACGUGGCAGUUCUAGGCAUAGACGACGAUAGCUAUGGAGAAAUCAUAGCCACUGUUGUAGUUCUUAAAGAAAAAUGUAGUUUAACCUUGAAGGAGUUAAAAGAAGAAGCGGGUAAAAGGUUAGCGCCGUACCAGUUGCCAAAGACUAUGUUGAUAGUCAAUGAAAUGCCUAGAAAUGCUAUGGGAAAGUUAGAUAAGAAAGAAAUAAAAAGGCGGUUUGGCGAGCAAUUAGUUUUAAAGAAGAAAUAGAGACUAAGGUUAACCGCGUUAAAUUGCUACGAAAACCCAAUCAAAGUGCUUAAGUCGGUUAGACGUGAAAAAUUCGGGAGGCGUAUUGGUUUUUUUUUUGUGCCAAGGUAUAUUUAUGCAAUAAUUAGAUAUUUUUAAGUUCAAAGUGUGUACUUAUGUAUAGUGGUGUAUCAUUUGUUGCAUUUAAAUUUUGUGUUUAAACUUAUGAAAAAGGUAUUGAUUUUGGUUUAGCCCCUUAGUUCUAAGCCAAAAGACAAGAAGAAUAAUAGCGUUCUGGUAUGAUGCUGUGUAGAAACCAAAGGGGUAUGGGCAUGGGUUUAAUAAAAACUGCCAUACCCCUUCCAGGUUAGCCCGCUUCCACCUAUGAUUGCGUCAUCACUUACCACCAGGUGAGAUUGCAGUUUAUCGGAAUAACAGAAUUAAUACAAGUUGGUAUAGCAGAAUCUUUUUACCUGAAGAUGAAGACAGUCCUAGAAAUUUUACUGGCAAUGCCAAGAAUGGGGACAACAGGAUGAAUCUUCAAUAAUUUUAUUCAAAUACCGCUGUCCCCGGUAAACGAUGAAAGACAAUAGCAUGAGUUUUUAAUAAUUUUAUUCCCUGAAUUGAAUAAAAUUUUUCCGUUUCUGGUUCCCGAAAAAACCGUUUUUCCGAAGACCCUCGCAAGUUACCUUUAAAAUGGCUAUUGUAUAGUUAAAAAAUUUAUUUUUAAUGAUGAUUUUCCCCCGAUGGAUUUUAAAAUAUUAUGUCACCAAGAAGUUUAUGGUUUGGAUUUUAAGAUAUGAGUUUAGAUAUAGUAGUUUAUGAAACUCUACAUAAUUAGGCAUUAAAACACUUGUGU
This is a messenger RNA of Maniola jurtina (meadow brown), 3018 nucleotides long. It is a transcript of the gene Acsf3, whose product is annotated as malonate--CoA ligase ACSF3, mitochondrial. The record is from RefSeq and is a predicted model, not a curated record. Bases 201 to 2180 code for a protein of 659 amino acids. Gene Ontology annotation, molecular function: medium-chain fatty acid-CoA ligase activity. The transcript has 9 exons. NCBI's taxonomy places the organism in Eukaryota, Metazoa, Arthropoda, Insecta, Lepidoptera, Nymphalidae. Gene Ontology annotation, biological process: fatty acid metabolic process.